UCCCUUCUAAUCAUUUUCUAUCUUCUAUUCCUCGCAGUUAAAAACACAAAGACCCAACUCACCUGUCCAAACAAACAACCAAAGCAAAAACUAGACUUCUCUCCCUUUCUCUCUCUCUCAAGCUCAUUGAUGUGGGUCGUUGCAUAGGUUAAAUGGAUACCUUGUUUAGGCUAGUCACUCUUCAACAACAACAGCAGCAACAACAAUCUGAACAAUCUUUCAAUUCAUCCACCAGAACCACCACCACCACUUCCAGCAGCUCCAGAUCCUUCACUCACCACCCGCAGCACAACCAUCACUACCCCCAACAAGACGACGUCGAAGAAUGCUUCAACUUUUUCAUGGAUGAAGAAGACUUCUCCUCUUCUUCUUCUAAGGCUCACUACUACCCCACCCCACCAACUCCGACCCCGCCUCCUCCGCUUACCACCACCACUCCCACUCAUACCGAUUUCUCCUUCUCUCCCGCCCACGACCUUCUCAACUUCGAAUUCUCCUCCCCUAAGUGGGCCCCUGACCUCCUCUUAGAAACCGCCCGGGCCAUUGCUGACAAGAACAGCGCAAGAGUUCAACAGCUCAUGUGGAUGCUCAACGAGCUUGGCUCUCCUUACGGCGACACCGAUCAAAAGCUCGCCUCCUACUUCCUCCAGGCCCUCUUCAGCCGCAUGACCGAAUCCGGAGACCGCUGCUACCGCACCCUAGUCUCUGCCUCGGAGAAAACAUGUUCUUUUGAAUCCACCAGAAAAAUGGUCUUGAAAUUUCAGGAGGUGAGUCCAUGGACUACAUUCGGUCACGUCGCUUGUAAUGGUGCAAUUAUGGAAGCCUUCGACGGUGAGGCCAAGCUUCACAUAGUCGACAUCAGCAACACUUACUGCACGCAGUGGCCGACUCUACUGGAGGCGCUCGCGACCCGAACCGAUGAGACCCCGCAUCUACGUCUCACCAGUAUCGUCCUCAGCAGAGCUGGGGACGGCUCCGCUGGCGUUGGCGCCACGCAAAAAGUAAUGAAGGAAAUUGGCGCCAGAAUGGAGAAAUUCGCGCGCUUAAUGGGAGUGCCGUUCAAGUUCAAUGCCAUCCAGCAUUCUGGUGACCUAGCGGAGCUCAACUUGGCAGAUUUGGAUGUCAGGGACGAUGAGGCCUUGGCCAUAAACUGCGUUGGAUCGUUACAUUCAAUCGUGGCCGUCGGAAACCGCCGUGAUUAUUUGAUCUCCGCUUUUCGGAGUUUAAAGCCGAGGAUCAUAACUGUUGUGGAAGAAGAGGCUGACCUAGACGUCGGAGUUGACGGGUUUGACUUCGUGCAAGGGUUUCAGGAAUGCUUGAGGUGGUUUAGGGUUUACUUCGAGGCUCUAGACGAGAGCUUCGCUCGGACUAGUAAUGAGAGGUUGAUGCUCGAGCGCGCGGCCGGCCGAGCCGUCGUAGACUUGGUGGCCUGUGCCCUGCCGGACUCCGUCGAAAGGCGUGAGUCAGCCACGCGCUGGUCAAGACGUAUGCAUGGGGCCGGGUUCAGUCCAAUUUCAUUUAGUGAUGAGGUGUGCGAUGACGUACGGGCCUUGUUGAGGAGGUACAAGGAAGGGUGGUCAAUGACGCAGUGUGGUGACUCCGUCGCCGGAAUAUUCUUGUCGUGGAAGGACCAGCCGGUGGUUUGGGCAAGCGCUUGGAGGCCUUAAUGACGGUCGGAGCGGUGAAAAUAUUCACAUAGGGUAAUUCAUGCGUGCGAUAGCUUUUUGUUGGCACGUGCAUAAAAAUGGUGCUUGUGGGUGGUUGUGAGGUAUUGUGGUGUUUGAAAGAAGAAAGGAGGGAGAGUACGGAAUAUUUUGCUUUGGUUUGGAUAGAAUUUUUAAGUAAAUCAAUGCCAAUUAAUUGGGAAUUGCCAUCA
Argentina anserina (silverweed cinquefoil) is the source of this 1876-nucleotide messenger RNA. Its product is annotated as protein SHORT-ROOT. Gene Ontology annotation, cellular component: nucleus. Gene Ontology annotation, biological process: negative regulation of mitotic cell cycle; leaf development; radial pattern formation. Bases 153 to 1667 code for a protein of 504 amino acids. The transcript has a single exon. The record is from RefSeq and is a predicted model, not a curated record. Lineage: Eukaryota; Viridiplantae; Streptophyta; Magnoliopsida; Rosales; Rosaceae. Gene Ontology annotation, molecular function: sequence-specific DNA binding; DNA-binding transcription factor activity.